UCUAUGGUGGUCCGGCAGUGGGGGCUCCGGGUUCAUUACUGUCAUUCGAAAACGAAGACCAUUUCUCCCUGAAAUCAGUUUGGUACUGUCGCUGCAUUUUAACCGUCGAGACCGAGAACUACCUGCUGCUUGGAAAUCAAAGGGACAUUAAAUUGAAAUACUCUUCGCUUAUAUUCUCAAGAGCUAACUACCGUUCAAGUUUCUCCACUUUGGAUCCCCGAGAAAAGUAAAGUAUUCAAAACAUGGCCGAGGCCCUCUUUACAUCGUACGAGGUCAUACACAAAGAGCCUCGAAAUAUGGCGUCGGAGCUUCUUGGGUCCGCCAAAAAGGCGGAGGCAAGCGUCAGGAAAUCCAUCAGGAACUAUUAUACCAUUAGCCAAGAAAGAGUUCGAGAGGGCGUCGAUUCUGCCAGGGAGUUCGCAAAUCAAGAAAACUGCCUCGGGUGUCUAUUUACUUGGCGGAAAAAUUCUCGCUCUGCAGAGGAAGACGAAGAGCCUCACGAAACUUCCAAGUUAUUGCCCACCUCGGCGAGCGAGUCUUACUCGGCAUGCAGUCGUUCGGAGAGUGUGGAAGAGAAGGAACCAGGGAAGAGUAAACUCAAACGCACAGCCAAGGAAGUGACGGAAAAGUUGACUGGUGGCUUGCGCACUGCCGGGGUGUGGAUUGUGAAAGGGCUGCAAGGAUACGCAGAGGCUGUACAUCCAACUGGAUAUCGUUUUACCCACGACACUGUCACGUAUCCUUACAUUUCCUAAGAUUUCCAAUGUAAUUUAAGAUUUCCAAUUAGUCUUAAGGUUCAGCAGUUCUAAACUGCAACUGGAUAUGCAGAAGAUUUCACUUGAAUCUCAUGUACCUUGGUUUCACACAAUCUCGAUUUUCUAACAAGUUUGAACUCUUAAACUGGUAUUUUAUGUAUUGCUUUUUAAUUUUUCGUAUCGUUGCUAAUUUUAACAGAUUUAAUUUUGUAUAUUUUUUAAAGCAUGUGUUUAUGGUUAUAGAGAAAUAUGGUCGUACAGAGAUUUAAUAAACGUUUUAGUGGGAAGUUUUA
Molecule: messenger RNA, 1048 nt
Organism: Macrobrachium nipponense
Lineage: Eukaryota; Metazoa; Arthropoda; Malacostraca; Decapoda; Palaemonidae
Exons: 2
Coding region: 243-755 (170 amino acids)
Source: RefSeq, a predicted model, not a curated record